ACUCCUCAGUUCAGAGAAACAGAAACUCAAGUGUUGUUGAGCUGUUGUGUGUUCGUGUCUCUGUAUUCAGUAAAAUGGCAGAAGCCAGAAUUUCUCAGAAUGAGUUCAUGUGUCCAGUGUGUCUGGAUCUGCUGAAGGAUCCAGUGGCUAUUCCCUGCGGACACAGUUACUGUAAGAUCUGUAUUACAGACUGCUGGGAUCAGGAGGAUGAGAAGAGCGUCUACAGCUGCCCUCAGUGCAGACAGACCUUCAGUCCAAGACCUGCUUUAGGGAAAAACACCAUUCUGGCUGAACUGGUAGAGAAACUGAAGAAGACUAAACUUCCUGCUGACUGUUACGCUGGAGCUGGAGACGUGGAGUGUGACGUCUGUACUGGAAGAAAACACAAAGCCGUCAAGUCCUGUCUGGUGUGUCAGGAGUCUUACUGUCAAACUCAUUUUGACCGUCAUGAGGAAUUUCCCUCUCGUAAACCACACAAAGUGAUUGAUGCCACUGGACGACUGCAGGACAUGAUCUGCCGUAAACAUGAUAAAGAGCUAGAAAUGUUCUGUAUCACUGAUCAACAGUGCAUCUGUGUGUGGUGUAAAGAGUAUGAACAUAAAAACCACAACACUGUAUCAACUGCAGCACAGAGGACAGAGAAACAGAAACAGCUGAAGGAGAUGCAGAUGAAGAUCCGUCAGAGAAUCCAGCAGAGACAGAAAGAUCUUCAUCAGCUGAGAGAGGAUGUGAAGUCUCAUAAGCGCUCUGCACAGACAGCAGUGGAGGACAGUGAGAAGAUCUUCACUGAGAUCAUCCGCUCCAUUGAGAGAAGCCGCUCUGAGGCGACACAGCGGAUCAGAGAUCAGGAAAAGACUGCAGUGAGUCGAGCUGAAGGACGACUGGAGCGACUGGAGCAGGAGAUCAAUGAUCUGAGGAGGAGAGACGCUGAGCUGGAGCAGCUUUCACACACACAAGAUCACAUCCAGUUCCUGCAGAGUUUCCAGUCUCUCUCAGCUCCUCCUGAAUCUACAGACGAACCCGACGUUCCCUUCGGUUCUCUCUCCUCUUUUGAUGGCGUGAGAGAAUCUGUCCGUCAGCUGAGAGACAAACUGGAGGAUUUCUGCAAAGAGGAGAUCAAGAAGAUCUCAGACGGAGUCACUUUCACCAACAUGAAUCCCAAGACCAGGAACGACUUCCUACAAUAUUCCCAUCAGCUCACUCUGGAUCUGAACACAGUGAAUAAACGCCUCCAUCUGUCUAAGAGGAACAGAGUUAUUACUAACACUGGCACACAGCAGCCGUAUCCUGAUCAUCCAGACAGAUUUGAUUGUUAUCAUCAGGUGUUGUGUAGAGAGAGUGUGUGUGGACGCUGUUAC
Messenger RNA from Pimephales promelas (fathead minnow), 1358 nucleotides. Lineage: Eukaryota; Metazoa; Chordata; Actinopteri; Cypriniformes; Leuciscidae. The record is from RefSeq and is a predicted model, not a curated record.